Molecule: messenger RNA, 1440 nt
Organism: Eublepharis macularius
Lineage: Eukaryota; Metazoa; Chordata; Lepidosauria; Squamata; Eublepharidae
Product: serpin B10-like
Exons: 8
Coding region: 23-1219 (398 amino acids)
Biological process (GO): negative regulation of endopeptidase activity
Molecular function (GO): serine-type endopeptidase inhibitor activity
Source: RefSeq, a predicted model, not a curated record
AGAAGUACAUCAAAGCACCUCUAUGGAAUCCAAGGUUUUAGCAAUGGACUCCCUCACAGUAUCCAAUGGCAACUUUACCUUGGAUCUUUUCAAAACAUUAACUCGGUUAUAUCCUGGCAAAAACCUUUUCUUUUCUUCCUGGAGUAUCUCAUCUGCUAUGGCCAUGAUCUAUUUGGGAGCAAGAAGUGAAACUGCCACCCAGAUGGCCCAGGUGCUUCACUUCAACAGAGCUACUGAAAGUUCUUCCCAGAAACCAGAUUCUAAAGAUGAAGAAGUCCACCUUGAGUUCCAAGUACAGAUUUCGGAAAUCAACCAACCCAACAGCUCCUAUCUGCUUAAAACUGCCAAUAGGCUGUAUGGAGAAAAGACUUAUCCUUUCCUUAGGGAAUACAUUGAGCUUACUAAAAAAUAUUAUCAUGCAGAGGCUCAAGAGGUUAAUUUUUUUAGCGCAGCAGAACGAGUCAGACGGGAGAUCAACUUGUGGGUUGAAAGUCAAACUGAUCACAAAAUAAAGGAUCUGUUGCCUAAAGAUGCCGUUGAUUCUCAGACAGCACUGGUUCUAGUAAAUGCUAUUUACUUCAAAGGAAAGUGGGAAAACAGAUUUCAGAAAGAAGAUACUACUAAAGCAGAUUUCAGACUGAGUAAGACCACAUCAACAUCUGUGCAAAUGAUGUUUUUGAAAGGUGCAUUUCCAUUUUUCCACAUCAGCAUCUUGAAGGUUGAGAUCCUUGAGCUUCCAUAUGUUAAUAAUGACCUCAGCAUGCUCAUCCUACUUCCUAAUGACAUCACAGAUGAGUCUACAGGUCUGGAACUGCUGGAAAAAGAAUUAACGUAUGAGAGAUUAUCAAUAUGGACCAGUCCAGAAAUGAUGGAGAAAGUGAACGUGGAGGUUCACUUGCCCAAGAUCAAGCUGGCAGAGAGUUAUAACCUCAAGACUACUUUAAGCAGCAUGGGAAUGACAAACGCCUUCAGUCAAGGUCAAGCUAAUUUCACAGGCAUGUCUGACAGAAACGACUUGUAUUUGUCCCAGGUGUUUCACAAGUCUUUUGUGGAGGUCAACGAAGAAGGCACGGAGGCAUCCAGCGCCACUGCCGGUGUUGUCACAAUACGAACAUCCCAGCAGCCUGUGGUAUUUAAAGCAGACCACCCCUUCCUCUUCCUUAUCAGGCACAACAAAACCAAAAGUAUCCUCUUCUUUGGCAAAUUCUGUGCGCCCUAGAAAGCUUUGCGUCCCCUCCACAGUUUGAGCAUCACUGAGUGACAGCAAUCCUAAUGCUAGGGAGUCAGGCCUAUUGGAUAUAGUGGAAUUCCCUUCUGAAUAAGUAGUAUGUUUAUGAGCAGGCUAAAAAUGCUGUAACUGCAUCAAGUCUGAGCCUCCUGUUGGUUUUUAGGCAUGGCAAUAUCUGUAAAUUCCUAAGUUUUCCCUUGGGAAAAUCUCUA